Penicillium angulare is the source of this 297-nucleotide messenger RNA. RefSeq lists its product as uncharacterized. NCBI's taxonomy places the organism in Eukaryota, Fungi, Ascomycota, Eurotiomycetes, Eurotiales, Aspergillaceae. The coding region runs from base 1 to 297 and encodes 98 amino acids. The transcript has 2 exons. The record is from RefSeq and is a predicted model, not a curated record.
AUGAAGAGGAAAAAGGGUAUCAAAACAGACGACGAGCCCGUAUAUGUUAAAGCCUCCGCAUGUUCUGUUGGCUUUUCCGAGAGAAGGGAAGAUCUUCUGGGCCGCAAGGCUGGUGCCGGGAAACAAAAACAACGUUCACAUUCAACCAGCCAGCGUCGAGAAAACCCGGGUUGGAACCCAAUGCAAUGGGUCGACCCCUCUGGCGGUGGCACUGGGGGCGCCACUUGGGUCAAUGAAUAUGCAGACUGCAGUAGUACCAAGUACAACAGCGCCUCAAUCCGAAUGAACGAACUCUAG